CCAAGAUGGCUGCCGAGAAGUGUGCGAAGAUUGUGCAGAGACUCUCAAAUACGUCGGGCGAAGAGUUAAUGAUAACUUUACAAGAUCUUAGUGCCCUUCUUAACAGCUCAUCUUUUGGUACUCGUGAGAUAGCGCCUCAUAUCCCAGCUCGUUCGUUGUUUGGCUGUUUCAGUACAACCAACGAAGAGCAAAUUUCACUGUGCAAAGGGAUAUUGAACAAAUUGCUAUCUGUAGAGAAGGCAGACGCAAUUAUAACUCAGUACCACGAUUUCGUCAUCGAAGGUUUGAAUCAUCCACAGUUUGAGGUCCGCGAGUUUUGCUUGGGUGAGCUGGAAAGAUGCUCUGCAACUGUUAACGGCCUUCUCGCUAUUUUGGACAAUGUGGAUAUCCUGGUUUACACCACUCGUGCGCUGAGCAACGAGAGCCUUGCUUGCGUCAAGUUGGCCUCAAAUACGCUUAUCAACACUGCAAAACAUGAAUCCGGCCUGGAGAUUUUGUUUGAACAUCAGAUUCAGAGUGAAAUCGAGGAGCUUCUAACGAAAAAAGAUGUUAUCCGGUUCAGAGUGUAUGAGCUUUUUGUGGCUAUCCAACGUCUCUCCGAAAAAGCGUUUGAAUUAUGCAGAAAAUCAGGUGUUUUGGAGAAAUUGGCAAAAGAGCUCGAUGGAGAUGAUAUUUUGCUCAGGUUGAACAGCAUUGAGCUUUUGACGCAACUUGCAGAUUCAGGAACAAAUGGGCUCAUGUUUGUUGAAGAAAGUGGCAUAGCAAAUAAGCUGAACAAUUUAUUGAUUACUGCUGAAGUAGAUCCACUGAUCUCUCUGAUGUUACCAAGUAUUAUCAGAUUCUUUGGUUAUCUGGCUCAGUCCAGACCAGCAGAAGUGAUUCAGCAGUAUCCAGCCUUUUUGGAAAAUGUCAUCUCCUUCCUAACAGCUGCAGAUCCAUCUCUUAAACUGAUUGCCAUAGAAACAGUUGGUGCUGUGUCACAUUCAGAAGCAGGUCUGCAAGUAGUAUUUGAUGACAAGAGCCGCAUUCAUGAGAUCAUGAAAGUCUUGUGCACAAACAUCACUUCCUCCCAAGCUGAUGUGAAGGCUCGUUCCUUGGAAACUCUGGCCUUGAUUUUUCACACCACUCAAGUUCCUUCUGAGGAUUUGUCAGUUUUGACAAGAUUGCUCUUUAUUGCUAUGACAUCUAAUCCACUUCAGGAACUGAUGGAAAUUUCCAAACAACCUUUUCAAGAUGUUCACUAUGCUGUGUUGAAAGUGUUUAGAAGUCUUGCCAAAUACCGAUGGGCACAAGAAAACAUGACCACUUGCCCAGGUUUCCUUGAAUACCUUUUAGACAGGAAGACAGAAACAGACAAGACUGGCAAGGAACUUAAGUAUGAGUUUAUAGCAGAAAAAAUUGAGAUCGAAAAACAUAAAAGAAUCUUUGGUUGA
Messenger RNA from Pocillopora verrucosa, 1433 nucleotides. RefSeq names its product 26S proteasome non-ATPase regulatory subunit 5-like. NCBI's taxonomy places the organism in Eukaryota, Metazoa, Cnidaria, Anthozoa, Scleractinia, Pocilloporidae. Gene Ontology annotation, cellular component: cytosol. The record is from RefSeq and is a predicted model, not a curated record. Gene Ontology annotation, biological process: proteasome assembly.